This is a messenger RNA of Scophthalmus maximus (turbot), 6314 nucleotides long. RefSeq names its product cortactin binding protein 2 (gene cttnbp2). Gene Ontology annotation, molecular function: protein binding. Gene Ontology annotation, biological process: regulation of synapse organization. The coding region runs from base 255 to 5186 and encodes 1643 amino acids. The transcript is spliced from 23 exons. Gene Ontology annotation, cellular component: glutamatergic synapse. The record is from RefSeq and is a predicted model, not a curated record. NCBI's taxonomy places the organism in Eukaryota, Metazoa, Chordata, Actinopteri, Pleuronectiformes, Scophthalmidae.
UCGGUCCACGCCUACGCGGCCGCGCGCUCGCCCCCGUCUCACCACUCGGCUGUGGAGGCUUUGCACGGCGGACGGAGACCUGUCCUCCCCACUUCAUCACACUUCCCCCAGUCCGUCAACCCCCCCCCCCCCCUUUUCUUUUCUUCCUUUUUAUCCCCUUCAAUGGCCGCCCGCAGUGGGAUUUGCCAUCAGCAGCGCAAUAGUUAACGAGUGCCGGAUGCGCCCUCGCUCCAGCAGACCGCUCCAGUACGAAGAUGGCGUCGGAGGGAGCCAGCGGAGAGCAGCCGCCGCCGGUGCAGACACUGGCAGCCGCCGUGCUGGGAAGUGUCGACACGAAAUGUGAGUUCAACAUGGAUAACCUGAGCAAGCCGGAGCUGCUCACCCUGCUGAGCAUCAUGGAGGGAGAGCUGGAGGCCCGAGACCUGGUCAUAGAGGCCCUGAGGGCUCAGAGGAAGGAGGUGUUCCUCCAGGAGCGAUACGGACACUACAGCCUGACCGACCCCUUCUUGGCACUUCAGCGGGACUUUGAAUGCGGCGUCCCCGGAGGAGCCGCAGAGCGGCGGCCCAUGGGCUCCAGCCCCAUCUCCGUCCUGGAGGCCGUCAUGGCGCACUGCAGGAAGAUGCAGGAGCGUAUGUCCGCCCAGCUGGCUGCCGCCGAGAGCCGCCAGAAGAGGCUGGAGAUGGAGAAACUUCAGCUCCAGAGUCUGGAGCAGGAACACCGCAAGCUGACAGCGCAGCUCAAAGACGAACGUGAGAAGAACAAGCACAUCGUCAUGAUGUUAGUGCGAGAGUGCAAGCAGCUCGCCACGCGGGUGGUAGAGGAGUCGCAGCGCUUUGACGACCUCCAGGCUCGCCUGGACGAGGAGAGUCGCACCUCUGGCCGGUUGCAGGAGGAGCUCAGCACCGAGCGGCAGCGUAGCCAGCAGAUGGAGGCCAAGAUGGAGAAACAGCUGUCGGAGUUCGACACCGAGCGGGAGCAGCUGCGUGCCAAGCUGGGCCGCGAGGAGGGUGAGAGCCAGAGCCUGCGGCAGCAGGUGGAGCAGCUCAGGACUGAACAGGGCGAAGCCCAGGAGGCUGCCGCCGCCCAACCUGCUGCUGCCACCAGCACACCACCCACACCUAAAGCUCUGACGUCGGUUUCUGUAGCCACGGAGCCCAUCAGCUCUCAAACAGCAUCUUGCCAAACGGACCUGCCCCCCACUGAGUUGGAAGGUUCCAGGAAGACCCCCCUCUCUAUACCAGUCAAACCAACCCCUGCCAACUAUGUGGGCCUGAGCCUGCCAAAGACGUCCGGCCGGGGUAUCGUCCACAGCAGCUCAGGAGGACUGACACAGACAGAGAAUGGCUCAGAGGGCCAAGUACCCCACGGCGUACCGAGCGGGGUCAGCCCCCGUGUCCAAGCGGCCCGCUACAAGUUCCAGGAACAGGACCAAAACGGCACGGCGUCCCAGAGUCCUCCAGCCCGUGACCUCUCCCCCACCAACCGUGACAACUUUGCAGCCAAGCAGCAAGCCCGUCACACAGUCACGCAGGUUCUCUCGCGCUUCACCAGCCCUCCAGUAGGAGGUGCUGGACCCCUGCGCCCAGGCCUGCCCCACUCCGCCUCAGAGGGAGGUCCUUUUCCCGGCCGCCUGAGCCACCCUAUCGGCCUCAAGUCGCCCACUGUGGCCAGGAUCGACCGGGGAAACCCCCCCCCCAUCCCUCCCAAAAAGCCAGGGCUUUCCCAGACCCCCUCUCCUCCUCAUCCGCCCAUCAAGGUGGUGGGGGACAGCAGCCGCUCCCCUGGGGCGGGCCUGAAACCGGCCACACCCCAGCUGCCGCCCAAACCCGCCCUGGACCUGGUCCCAGCCCUGACGGCCUCUCAGGUGGGUGCCUGCCCCCCCUCGCGCUCCCCGGGCCCUGGCCGGGGCCCGCAGCGGCAGCCGGCAGCAGCAUGUGCAGAGUGCCCCCCCGUCCUCAGCCCUGCCAUCACUGUCAGUAGCCCGUCCUCCAUAAACCCCCCCUCCACCCCCUCUUCCAUUAGUGCUCCAUCCUCCCGUAGCCCCUGUGCCUCAGCAGGCAGCCCCCUGGCAACAGCAUCAGGCUGGUGUCCCUCCGUAGUCUCCUCACUAAGUGGCGGUGGGCCUGCUGCCCUGGACGGCGGGCGCCCCCUGCUCCUCCAAGCUGCUUCCCAGGGAAAUGUCACUUUAUUGUCAAUGCUGCUUAACCAACCCGACCCGACCACCACUACCACCACCACCACUACUACUACAACCACCACCUCCACCAACAUCACCUCUACCACCACCGCCAUGGAGAACGAGCCCACUCAUCUUGACCAAGACCUCCACCACUACCACAACCACAACCAAACCUCUGCCUUGUUUGCUGCUGCUCAGAACGGACACACAGAGUGUGUGAAGCUGCUGCUGUUUUCGGGAUUGCCUGCUGAUGCUUCAGAUGAAAAUGGAUUCACGUCUUUACACUUUGCCGCCGCCCACGGCCACAGCAGCUGUGUGCAGGCGCUGCUGGCCGCAGGAGCUGCUGUGGAUGUGCCUGCGGCGGAGGGGGGGCAGACCCCCCUCUAUCUGGCCUGUGAGGCAGGACGACUGGACUGCGUCCGGGUCCUGCUGAGUGCCGGAGCCGAUCGCUCGUGCACCACCACGGACGGCUGCACUGCUCUCCAUGCGGCGGUGCGCUCCAGUCACGUGGACACGCUGCGCCUCCUGCUCCUCCACCGCCCGCCUCAGGGUGACCCCACUUUGACCUCUGACCCCUCUGGCAGCCUGGCACUGCCUGCCGCCCUGCUGAACCAGGCCAACAGUGACGGAUGGACGGCUGCACACAUGGCUGCUGCCCUGGGCCUCAAGGAGUGUCUGGAGGUGCUGUGCAGCCACAGUGAACAGGACAUCGAGAGGAGAGACAAGUGUAAUCGCACCAUUCAUGACGUGGCAACUGACGACUGCAAAGAUCUACUUGAAAACCUCCACUCGUACCGUGUCCUGGUGCGUCUCCAGUGUUCGGGUGGGGGAGGAGUGGGGGCCAUGUGUCCUGUGGAGGCCCUGGAGGAGGAGGCGAAGUGGGGCACCAGCAGCCCGUCUGUGCUGUGCCGAGUGUCGGUUGAGCGGUCGAUGCGCUGGGCCCAGCUGGGCUCCGCCCUCAGCCACGCCUUCACCUCCCACCUCCACGUCCUCUGUGGAGAUGGUCAGAUGGCCAGGGAGGAGGCGCAGGUGCAACGCCCCCUGCUGGGCCUCGGCCCCACCAGUAUUUCCUCCAUCCUAAUCGGAGACACCGAGUGGCUGCCUGGUGAGGAGCCGCCCUUAUCCCCCUGGGACCUGGUCAGGAAGCCUCUCAGCCAGUGCAUCACCAUCCGGCUCAAAGGUCUGUCGGAGUCGUGUCUCGAUGAGUUGGCCCUGGAAUCUCUCUUCCCUCUGCCGCUGCUGCACAACUACGUCCGCCUGGUGGAACAAUACGGCAACCUCAUCUUCCACGGGCUGGAGGGCAGCUGUCAGGAGUACGUCGCCGGGCUGGUCGCUCACUGCAUCAAGUCCAAGCAGGAGGCGGGGGGGCUCGGCUGUGACGUGGUGAGGGUGGAGGUGGAGGAAAGCCUGACCAAAGAGCAGCUGCUGGAGACCUUCAUCACCUGUGGUUUCCUUGUGCCGGCGGCGGGGGCUGGGGGUCUGUCCCGUGGUCGCUCUGGUCGCUGUGUGGUCGUGCUCCUGGAAGGGCUGGAGAAGGCGUCGUCCCUCACCGGCCUGCUGGGAGACCUCUGCCACAGCCUGGACAACAGGGGCUCCGCUUCACCGCUGGUCCUCAACACUGGUCCCCACCAUUUCUGUGAGGGCAGUUUCUUGAUCGCCACGCUGUCGAGGCCACGGCUGCAGGGCUCCGAGCUCCGCCUCCAGCAGCACUUCCGCUGGGUGACUCUUCGCUGGGACCAGGAGCCGAUGCACGGCCUGCUGGGGAGGCACCUCCGCAGGAAGCUGCUUCACAAGACGGGGGCCGGUGUUUGGACACCCGACGGCGUCAUGGAGCGGCUGGUGCUGUGGGUGAGCCAGGUGUGGCAGCAGCUCAAUGCCUGUCUGUCCCGCCUGGGGACCCACGAGGCUCUGCUUGGCCCGCAGCUCUUCCUGUCCUGCCCUGUGGUCCCAAACAACACACAGGCAGUCGUCAGGUGGCUGGCUCGGCUCUGGAACGCCGUGGUUGUCCCCCGCGUCGAAGAAGCCAUCAUCUCCCGGGUAACAGCCAAGCGCUCCUCCUCCACCAACUCGUCUCCCUCAUCGCAAUCGUUGCAGUGGUCGUCUCCUAGCAACUGUGGGUUGAGUGCCGGGCAGCAGGCGGUGGUGAAAGCCGCUCUCAGCAUCCUGGUCAACAAGGCCGUUCUCCUGGGCUGCCCUCUGCCACGACACGAAAUUGACAGGUACCUGCUGGAGUUUCGGGGCGGCACCAUCCCUCUGUCGGCCAUCGGCUCCUUUAAAGGAAGUGGCGGAGGGGGAGGAGGCAGGAAGGGACGGGACGGCAGCAAGUUGAGACGAUCCAACACCAGCCCGCGGAAGAAGGGAAGCCCCGCCUUAAACUGGAGCUGCGGCGGUUCCUUCAGAGAAGGGUCGCUGUCUAACACCGACGUCAGCUUCAUCACCAAUGGGAAAGUCCAGAGAGAGCCUGAAGGUCUGUCUGUGUUCUCUGACGACGAGACCGAUCUGAUCAGAGAGCUUCAGACCAUGUGCUCCAGCAAGUCCGAGCCAGACAUCAGCAAGAUCUCUCGGGCCAAAGACGACAUGAUCCUGUUCUCCAGCCCUCACGGUGAGGUGUCACCCCCCCACCGGGCCGAGCAGGAAACCACCAUCCAGCAGCGGCCGCAGACGACCGUCGCCCCUCCGUCCGGCCACAGCUCCGUCCAGGCACCCGUCCUGAGCGCCGACCGACGUUUGGGCCCCCGCGCCAAAUCGCAGCUCCCCGUCCCCAGCAGCAGGGGGCAGCAGGCUCGAGCGUCGGCCAGCAGCAAUAAUAACAGCAGCAGCCCCGUCCGAGUCCAGACGCCUCCCAGCCGCAGCAGAACCACCAACAGCAGCAGAACAAAGCAGGUUCCACCCAACAACAGCAGCAGCAGCAACAACAACUACUACCGCAACAACAUCAACGACAACCACCGAUCACACGAGGACAUCUGGAUCCUCCACAGAGACCUGCAUGAGAACAACAAGUAGAGACAACCCCCUUCUUCCUCCUCCUCCCCGUCUCCCACCCUCCAUGAUGUAAAGACUAGGUACCUGACGACCUUUGACUUUUAGUAUUCGUACUUGUUAGCCGUACUUGUUACACUGUACUACAGUUGUGUACUUGGGGACCAUAGGUUUAUUCUAUUACAGUAUUUGAAGUAUUUGAUCGUUCAAGGGUUUGGUAAGAAUUUACGUGGGGGGGUCAAAAAAAAAAAUCGAAGGUAAUGCAGCAGGUUACUUUACCGUCGCCUUAUUCCAGUGUAUCAGCCUGCAUAUUAUUGGACAGUAUAAGAACUUACUGAACGAGUUGAGGUAUAACGUAUUUGACUGGUUGGUAUACUGUACUUCUCCUCUGGUAUAAAGCCAUUGAAGAGUAACUGAAAGUACUUACAGGCGUUACUUUGAAAUGAAGUGUUUUUUGGAUCAAAGAAAGAAACAAACAGGUUUUUAUUUUUCUUUCUUUCAUUGUUUUUUUUUGCUAUUAAGUAUUUUGAGAUAUUCAAGUGUUCUAUCUUUAAAUAGUUGCAAGGUUGGUUUAAAUACUGUCGAAAUGAAUCAGGGUUUUACCAAAUAUAUUUGUAAAUAAGAAUUAGUACGUUGAAAUGCUCUAUAGAUUGGUGUACGUGGUAUGAUGCUUGUACAGUGACAAAACCUUAAAGUAAAACUGCUGGAGAAAAAAACAAAGAAACUUGUACAUAGUGUUUGUAAAAUGAGUUUAGUUCUGAACCCGUCACUUGUUUCAAAGUGACGGGGAUGUGGCAAUAAGUAAUAGACGUGUAUAAACACAGGAUGUCCUCUUGUCAACUGUAAGCCAUAAUAAAUAUUUUAAAUGCCCAUCAUUUCCCCCCCGAGUCACAUUCAAUUUAACCCCAGCUGAGCCCGACAGUGUUGUUCACUCCGCUCUGCCUUCCAUCAUCACUGUGUUCCUCGUCUGUUUUUAUUUUUAGAGACAAAUUUAUUUUAAGCGGACAUUGUUUAUAUGAAUAUAAAUAUCUAUACAUAUGUACAGGAGAGAUUUUAGUCCACCUAUCAUUUGGAUGUGUAUGACAGCUGUUUGAGGUUUAAAGAAUUGUCUUUCAAGCACAAACAUUAAAAAAAGGCACUGUUUAAAAUCCC